AUGGACCCCCCAGUGGACCCCCAUCAUCCCCGCGGUAGACAUGCUAGGCACUGCGAACUCACAGGAUGGGCGGGUGGGGGCUUAGUUGCACCCAAAGUCGAGGCUAGAGAACAACCCCAGGCGGAGGCGAGGAAAAACUCGGGCCCUCGUUCUUCCGUCCAAGUUGCAAAAUCCCACUUGAGUCUACUCCUCAAUUUGCCCACUCCCACUUAUCACGCUCCAGACGCCGAGAAGAGAGAUACCGUCGUCGUCAGCUAUUCACUCCUUCGUCCUCGCCCUCUGAGCGAUUGGACGGUCUCAAAGCCAUUCAUCGCAGUACAAUUUAAGAUGCGCCCUGGCAGCUCAGAACAUGCGCCCUCGAACCGGACACGUGCGGUCAAAGCAUGCAAACGCUGUAACCAGAAAAGAAUCAAGUGUGACGCGUUCGAAUGUGGAACUCCUUGCUCCAAGUGUCGACAGAGCAACAGCGAGGAAUGCGUUCUGAUACAGUCCAGGCGAGGCACACAUCCUCGCAAAAGGUCCAAGCCCAAUCCCCCUGUACCAGAGCCCAUGGAAGCCUCUGCUGGAGUCGAAGCUGACACGAGCGCCGACGCCAUCUCCACGCCCGCUGUGUCAGAAGCGACAGCACAUCGGCCCCUUCGUGAUCCGACUCCUGCAAACGGAUCGCCCCUCCCCCAUGAAGCAACUCACAGCAUCGGUGUCGGCAGUCAAGCGCCUCCCGCCGCUGCCCCAAAUGGUAUUCCAGUGUCGGCAUCGACUACUUCCAGCACGGAUCUGGCCUCUCCAGAAGGAGCAUUCUCGGAGGCCAGUGCAAAGUCAUAUCGUGAAAUUUCCUGGGCGGCCAUGUUCGACCAUUUCCUCGACGGGCGACGACGGGACCAGAAGGACACGAUAGACAAAUGCUCCAUCACCUACCUAGGGGAGUCAUUUCCACUGGCCAUGGUGCUCGAAGAAUUCAAAGAAGGAGGAAGACCGCGCCUCCAUCAUGCUGGUCCGCCGCUCACAGAGGAUCAGGCAAGGGCUGAACCUACGAGUGAAAAUCACCCUUCGCAUAUGCUGCCCGAGGAUAUCGCUUUUCUUCAAGCCAAGGAUGCUUUUGUCGCCCCCUCGCAGGAAAUCCUCGACGCCUUAAUUGCAAAUUUCCUGGACCGAGUAUGGCCUAUCUAUCCCGUGGUUAACCGACAAGAGUUUCUUCAGCAGUACAAAGCCAAGAAGGUUCCGUGGAUUCUACUACAUGCGCUUUGUUUCAUCUCGGCCACCUUUUGCCCCCUUGCCAUCCUGCACCGUGCUGGAUUUACUGGACGGAAGCAAGCUAGAGUCUCGUAUUAUCGCAAGGCCAAAGCGUUGUUUGACACCGGCUACGAAUCUAACAAGAUCACUAUCCUACAGAGCGUUAUCGUUCUGACGUGCUGGGGAGGAGGACCCAACAAUUACUGGAACUUUUACAGUUGGAUCUCUACCGGGGUCACGAUUGCGGAAGGCCUGGGUAUUCACCGAUCCAUCGCGGGAGCAAAUAUGCAUCCUCACGACCGGAGUCUGCUGAAAAGGCUCUGGUGGAUUCUGGUCAUCCGAGAUGCUUCAUGUGGUACUCUCGUGGGACGCCCCUUCCGCAUCAACACCAAUCAUUCCGACACCGAGAUGCUGACGGUCGAAGACUUCGAGUAUGACAUUCAAAGCCCGGAUUUUGUCAACCAUCCUCUCCGCGACGUCUGCGGUCUCUAUCAGAUUCAUAUGUCCAAGCUAUCUCUACUCUUGAGAGAGAUCAUCUCGACGAGAUUCGAUCCGAACCGCGCCCAGGCUCGAAUGGCCAACCUCCACGACACGUUACAAGAAUGGCGAAACGCACUUCCUCCUAGUUUACGCUGCUCGGAGAGCGAUAAGAAUUCGAACCCGUUUGCUACAUGCCUCGCCAUACUCUAUGACCACCAUCUAAUCUUGAGUCACUUGAGCCGGCCCUCAACCGGGGUGACUUCCACAGCUAGCGAAAGUGGAUCUCUUAGAGGAAACUCAACCUCGCGCCCCAUUACCGAGGUGGCCGCACAGCGCAUUUCUUCUCUUGCUUGCACUUUCACACGUAAGAACGAAUCUCUUGUCAUGCCGCACGAAGUCUUCCAAGGCCUCUUUCUCGCACAGGCCGUCUUUUACACCCAAAUGAAGAGCCCGCUACCACUAGUAUCUCAGCUAGGGUUCCAGGCCCUGAAUAGCUGUCAAAUGGUAUGGCACGACAUCUAUGAAGCAUGGGACCCCGCGCCCUGGAUCUCCAAACUAUUUGACAACUUGAUCGGGAACCGGAAUCAAGACAUGGAGUCGGACGAAGUAGAUCUCCGGAUUAAUAAUGUGUCUGCCAACGGGGGCACUUCCGUGGGCAACGGCGUGGACCUGGACGGAAUCAACGGCUACGUCAACUGGCAAAACCACCCGACUCUGGGCUUCUUCGACAUGUCCCAGGGCGAGGAGACGUUUCCGUCGUCGACAGAUUAUGCCAUGUUCCCAAACUACUUCGGGACGGCAGAGCCAAUAUCGUUUCUAUCUUGA
Cladophialophora immunda is the source of this 2535-nucleotide messenger RNA. RefSeq lists its product as uncharacterized. The transcript has a single exon. Lineage: Eukaryota; Fungi; Ascomycota; Eurotiomycetes; Chaetothyriales; Herpotrichiellaceae. The record is from RefSeq and is a predicted model, not a curated record. Gene Ontology annotation, molecular function: DNA binding; zinc ion binding; DNA-binding transcription factor activity, RNA polymerase II-specific. Bases 1 to 2535 code for a protein of 844 amino acids. Gene Ontology annotation, biological process: DNA-templated transcription; regulation of DNA-templated transcription.